This is a messenger RNA of Echinostoma caproni, 459 nucleotides long. Lineage: Eukaryota; Metazoa; Platyhelminthes; Trematoda; Plagiorchiida; Echinostomatidae. The record is from the annotation of a GenBank genome assembly.
AUGACUGUUGUGACCCUCGAGGGGAGGGCAUCUAUUUUCUCUCCGAAAGGUGCUACCCACUGGGAAGAGAUCGUGGAUCUCACUAAUGCUUGGCAAGGAUUUUAUCUCACCCAUGGAAGAGCAAUUGAGGCACUUGACAAGAACUCAGACGAACAGCUCGUUUUCGAUUUUGGAAAUCUGACAGAUAUUCAGGAAAAGAGUUAUGUUUUUGAGAAUAUCCUGGAUUACAUUGAUGCGCUCGAGGACAUCAAUAUCGCAAUGGCUACAUGGGGCCAGAUGGUCCGUAAACCGCAGGUGGAAACUCCGAAAAGUGACAUGGGCCCGAAACCGACGAUCCAGAGCAACGUGGUGAACGAAUUCGGAUCGAAAGUUAAAAAGCCGGUGGGACUGCUCGUGUUGCUUUCUAAGUCUGGUGCGAUCACAUUUUGGGGUGUGAGCACCCCACUUCUUGGGCUGUGA